Loa loa (African eye worm) is the source of this 1093-nucleotide messenger RNA. RefSeq names its product DnaJ domain-containing protein. Bases 78 to 860 code for a protein of 260 amino acids. The transcript is spliced from 7 exons. Gene Ontology annotation, molecular function: Hsp70 protein binding. The record is from RefSeq and is a predicted model, not a curated record. Lineage: Eukaryota; Metazoa; Nematoda; Chromadorea; Rhabditida; Onchocercidae.
GUUGCAGUUCACACUUGGGAAAAGAAGGCUGAAGAAUCGCAGUUGCUGCAGUGUUCGGUCACAUUAAGUGUAUUUGUAUGUGCUACGAGCAAACAAAUAGCUCGAUGGGUCUAGGCACAGACACAACUCCGAAUUCAGGCCACCGUAAUGAUUUAUCCAGUGGUUCCGGUUGUUUUUAUAGUGUUCUUGGAGUAUCACGUAAUGCUGACGAUGCUGCUAUCCGGAAAGCGUACCGUAAACUAGCAUUACAAUGGCAUCCUGACAAAAAUCCGAACAACAAUGAAGUUGCAGAACAAAAAUUCAAGCAUAUAACUCAAGCAUAUGAAGUCUUAUCAGAUCCAAAAAAGCGCAGCUCGUAUGAUCGUUCACGUCUGACUAAUUCACAGCGUCACAAUAAGCAGUCGCGUGAUAUUUUCCAUCAUCGAUUUCGCUCACCUUUCGAUAUCUUCGAAGAAUUUUGUGGCCAAAAGGACCUGUUUGACGAUUUCAUGAUGGAUGGCAAACCUUUUUCACCGUUCUUUUUUCGAACAAGAUCUGAUAGCGUUGAUUCAUUGUACAGGAGAGCUGGAAGUCAUAGAAGGCGAUUUGCCGACAAUUUUUUUCCCGAUGAUAAAAGAAAUAGUGAAUUUAUCAAUGAAAAUGACUGCAGCUUCUCAUCAGUAAUACAAUUUUCGUCCGCAGAACCAGGAAAGAAUGCCUCUAGUCGUAAAACAACAACAAGUACGAAAAUAAUCGGUGGGGUCAAAGUUGUUACGAAAAGGGUAGAAACAGAAGGUAAAGAAACUAUUGAAGUGACUGAGAACGGUGUGCUGAAAUCACGAGUCAUCAAUAAGAAUCCUGUCGGAGAAGCCAACGUGUAGUGCCAUUCAUUAUAGAGGAACUUUUCAAAUGAUAUUCUUAAUUUGAAAUAGAAAGCAAAAUAUUUCAAAUUGUUUUUCGAAAUAGCAAAUUACUCCCACCUCGUUUAUUAGUUCUCACCUAUUUUAGUCUGAUGAGGAACCUCUGCUUAAGCGAUAUCAUGAAUGUGAUUUAUUGAUCUUCCUGAACUUUCAUAUUCAUAACUUUCACGUCUUUUGCCUUAUUAUGAUGUUGC